AUGGAGAUUCUUCUGACUCUCUGUUUACUCUGGUGUAAUGUGGGUUACGGGUUCCAUCAGUUUGACGAUGCUGACUUUGGAGUGGUUAAGAUGUAUCCUCAGGAAAAGGGCGGAAAAUCACCGCCAGAACAGAACUGCACAUCGGAUAUCAUGAUUAUCGAUAAAUUGCUCAACGGCACUGGAUAUAACAAGUUCAAGGUCCCAGGUAUCCCAACCAUCUUUUAUAUGUAUAAUAACUAAUUAUUCUCAGUUCAAACCGGGGUUGACGUCGCCGUGGAAUUCUGGCUUCAGGCGAUUACUUCCAUUGAUGAAAUUACAAACGAUUUUGAGGUAACAGAUAUUUUUAGUUGUCAAGUCUUCAUUUUUAGAUAAGAAUUACACUACAGAACUAUUAUUACAAUUAAAUUUUAGAUGGAUAUGUACAUAAACGAGGUUUGGGUGGACCCAGCCCUCAACUUUGAGCAUCUUUCGCCCUGCAAACAAAAUCUUUCUAUAUCACAUCAGGUGUUGGACAAGCUUUGGACCCCUAAUUCUUGUUUUAUCAACUCCAAAAUUGCUGAAAUCCACAACUCGCCCUUCAGGUAAUCCAAUUACGCGGAGUUUCAUAACUUUAUUGAAUUUAGAAACGUCUUCCUUAUGUUGUAUCCGAACGGAACAGUUUGGGUAAAUUACGUAAGUGUAAUGCGGAAGCCAUCGAUACGUGAAACAUACAAAUUUAGAGAGUUCGGGUAAAGGGACCGUGCAAUAUGGAGUUAUCCAAUUUCCCCAUGGACACACAGACUUGUCAUCUCAUCUAUGAAAGGUACAAAUAUUUCGAAACAGAACGCAACAUUUUCAAAUUUAAAAAUUACGAAAAUUAAAUUUGGACGGAAUGUCACUAUCGAUUUGUGGGGAGAAAUCCGUCACAAUUAAAAGAUUUAUUUUUCCAGCUUUAAUUACAACAACCAGGAGGUUCGAAUGAGAUGGAAUCCGAUGAAUGGGAACCCUGUUUAUGCAAUUGGCUCUAUUCUUUUGCCUGAUUUCGAUUUGAUAAGGAUUGAAGCUGAACUGAGAAUCGAGGUUGGCCUUUCUAGAUUAUUGGCCAUAAAGAUUUAAUUUUAAGCCAUAUCCAGCUGGAAUGUGGGAUGAAUUGCAUGUUCGAUUGUCAUUUGGCCGUAGAUCUGUUUGGUAUUUUAUGCAGGCAUAUGUCCCUUCUUAUCUCACAAUCUGCAUAUCUUGGGUUUCGUUUUCUCUCGGAAGCAAAGCAAUCCCUGCUCGAACAAUGCUGGGAGUGAAUGCUUUGUUAGCCAUGAUCUUUCAAUUCGGAAAUAUAAUGAGGAAUCUCCCAAGGGUCUCUUAUGUCAAAGCAAUUGGUAUGUUCCUGAUAUUAUUAGCAUAUAUUUUUAUUUAUUUUAAUCUUAGAUGUCUGGAUGCUAGGAGCGAUGACUUUUAUCUUCUUAUCUCUUCUCGAACUGGCUGUGAUUGGAUAUCUGGUCAAAGAUGAAGGCGGGGUCAAGAAACGACCGGUAAUUUGCAAGAAAAGGGUAAGUUAUCGUAUCCAUACGAACGCAACAACUAAUAAAAUAAGAUAACGAGCGUUUUGAAUAAACUCAAUUCAUCUUCUUUAGCUUUCCGAGUCUCCACCAACUUCGCCUCGAGGCAUUUGUGGGUAUGAGAAAAGAUUUAUGUUCCCGGUACAGAAAUGUGAAUUGGCUUGGACCCAGCGGACAGUCCUUUGGCUUCCUAAAUUCUCGUUCAAACCCUGGACUCCCAACGAGAUCGACAAGUUCUGCAGUAUCGCCUUCCCUGCUUGUUUUACCCUCUUCAACGUAAGUGUCCAAGAGUGUUUUACCCUUUUUUCCAGAUUGCCUAUUACUCUUACUACUUGACCAGAGCGGGGGCUUCGACUCAGACGACAUGA
Molecule: messenger RNA, 1900 nt
Organism: Bursaphelenchus xylophilus (pine wood nematode)
Lineage: Eukaryota; Metazoa; Nematoda; Chromadorea; Rhabditida; Aphelenchoididae
Source: the annotation of a GenBank genome assembly